UAAAUUAUAUAACUUUAGGGCGUCUAUCAUCUUUAAGGAUGCAGUGGUUUAGUCAGGUUUAGUGAAUAAAGUAAAGAAAAAUGCAACCAAACUUACAGUGCACAUGGUGCGCCUGCGUUAGUGACUCAAUGCGUUCUCGUCUUCAGCAUAAACAAUGAAAAUGUGUGUGUCAACUGAGAGACAAAAGAGAAAAGUUGUACAUCGGUCGUAUGAGAAUUUGUAAAGUUCGAGAUUUUUUGGAGAAUGUAGAGAGAAAAGCAGGAUUUUCUUGUCUGUCGUGCAAUCUUGUUUUACCUCCAAUCCAUCCAGCGCUGAAGUCCUGCCAAUUCAUCGUCGUCGAAGCGCGACGCUUAAACAACAACAACAACCAACAAGAAGAAGGGCAACACUCGCGAAUCCAACCAGCAUCGUCUGAUCUUCAGCCCCUACACAGCAUCAAUGCCCAGCGAGGUAGGAUGGUGCCGGCGCCGAGGGUAGCUUAAGAAUGGUGCGGCCUCAAGCAAAUGGGCCCAGGCAUUAACUGUUCAAAUUGUAAUCUCGAUUUUUAUUACGUUGGUUGACCUUCAGCGGAAAUUCACAGACUAUUUUUUGAUUUUGAUUACAUUCGCGGCGAGAGACCGAAAAUAGCCUCUUUUUUCUUCGGUCCGUCGUCCCUCUUUUUCCAAAUCCGCUCCUCAAUAUUGUCGCCGCACAAAUUUCAUUACGUUCUUGACUGGUUGCCACUUGUGCAAUAAAUAAUUUUGUGCAGCUUUCGUAAAUGAUUUUCAUCUGCUGACCAUCAUGAAAUCCAGGAAGAACAAGGACUCCAGGACGAUACAGGAGGGUGUCGUCGGGAGGUACGUUAAGAAGGACACCCCACCGGAAAUGCCCAUUAUAAAUGUUUGGAGUACUGAGCCUCAACGAAGACUAUCAAGUCAGAACAGGAGUUCAUUUCCACCACAAGGCAACUCUCAGAGUUCUACAACGUCCCAAGCGCAGCCCAAUGCAUCCACAACCGUUCAGAAGUUUGGUAAUCAGAAGACGACAAUCAGCGACGUGGGUUUGGGUUCUCAUGAGGGCAAAUAUACGCCAAGCUCGUCCGUUCCUAAUUUAGCAUCAAAAUUUGCUAACCUUUCUGUUACGAACAAGCAGUCUGUCGUAAAUCAAAGUCUUGCCGCCAUAAACCAAUCUCAGCCGAUUUAUGUGAAUCAGCCAAUAAUUAGCAAUUCCUAUGUAGAUAAUUCCGCCAAUAAUGCCAACUACGUCGAAAUUGAUCAGAUUUAUCCAUUAGCAAACCAAGAUACCGCGUCGACGUUCGGCAGCGAGAUCAACUAUAGCAAUCGGGCGCCUUCGCCGAUUUAUCAGAAUACAAAUGAAAGCAGUAAUCAAUUUCAAGCCACUCCCAUUUACAGUAACACCAAUGCCGAGCGAUUUCGACCCCAAUCUCAGGGGAUGACAUACGGAGAGCAAUUGGCGCAUCAUUUAAGACAGACAAAAGAAAGAACUGAGAACACGCAGCAGGAGCAAACGGAGGAAUUGCCAUUGCCUCCAGGGUGGUCGGUAGAUUAUACACUGAGAGGUAGGAAAUACUAUGUGGAUCACAACACGAAAACGACACAUUGGUCACAUCCAUUGGAGAGAGAAGGACUUCCCACGGGAUGGCAAUGCAUCCAUUCGCCGAUCUGGGGUGUAUAUUACGUGAAUCAUAUAACGGGCCAAGCGCAAUACGAGCAUCCAUGUUUAGUGCCAUGCUACAAUUACCAGCCAGACGUUAGAUAUAUGAAUCCCCCAAGGAAUACCCACUAUCAGCCACACAGUGUAUUAGUGCCUGCAAACCCGUAUUUACUAGAGAAAAUUCCUAAUUGGUUGACAAUCUAUUUUCAAACAAGCGCUGAACUAGAUCACAAAUUGAGAUGGGACAUGUUUAAAUUGACACAGCUGGACUGUUACAAUGCUAUGUUGACGAGAUUAUAUAAGCAAGAGCUGCAAAAUAUCGUAAUGCGUUACGAAAGUUACAGGUCGGCGCUCCUAGUUGAAAUGGAAAAGUUUCAAAUGCAUCGCCAGAAUACGAGGGCUGUGACUGGACACCAUUAAAUAAGAUGAAUAUAUUA
Nicrophorus vespilloides is the source of this 2090-nucleotide messenger RNA. It is a transcript of the gene sav, whose product is annotated as protein salvador homolog 1. The record is from RefSeq and is a predicted model, not a curated record. Bases 781 to 2073 code for a protein of 430 amino acids. NCBI's taxonomy places the organism in Eukaryota, Metazoa, Arthropoda, Insecta, Coleoptera, Silphidae. The transcript is spliced from 8 exons. Gene Ontology annotation, biological process: hippo signaling; regulation of cell population proliferation; apoptotic process. Gene Ontology annotation, molecular function: protein binding; molecular adaptor activity.